GUUACUCGAAAAUUUGUACUUUCGUUUGGGCUUUGUAGUCGUAUAUUCGAAACUUAUUGCCUUUUAGAAUAGAAAUGCAAGCAUUUAAGAAAAUUUUUGGUCAAUAUAACCGAAUUGUUCUAGGCAUGAUACAUGUACGAGCGUUACCAGGGUCUCCUCGCCACUCACUAACUUUUGACGAAAUUUCCAAUAAAGCCUGCGAAGAAGCCAAAAUUUAUAGUAAACAUGGAUUAAGCGGUAUUGUUUUAGAAAACAUGCACGAUGUUCCCUAUGAAAAGGAAAUUGAGCAAAAGCCUCACACAGUUGCAUUUAUGACAGCAAUUGCAACCAAAGUUCGUCAACAAUUUCCACACCUUCCAAUUGGUAUUCAAAUACUCUCCGGUGCUAAUCAACAGGCCUUAGCAGUUGCGGUAGCAGCUAAUUUAAAUUUUAUAAGGUGUGAAGGAUAUGUAUUUGGGCAUAUCGGAGACGAAGGAUAUAUUGAUUCAUGUGCGGCGAGCCUAUUGCGAUAUAGAAAGUACCUAAAUGCGGAUAAUAUUUUGAUUUUCACUGAUGUUAAAAAAAAACACAGUUCUCAUGCCAUCACCGAUGACAUAACUACUUGUGAUGUUUCUAAGGCAGCUGAAAUGUUCCUCAGUGAUGGAAUAAUUGUUACUGGGCAAAGUACUGGUAUAUCUCCUGAUGAAAAUUUGGUGCAAGGUUAG
Molecule: messenger RNA, 704 nt
Organism: Dimorphilus gyrociliatus
Lineage: Eukaryota; Metazoa; Annelida; Polychaeta; Dinophilidae
Source: the annotation of a GenBank genome assembly